This is a messenger RNA of Polyodon spathula (Mississippi paddlefish), 3197 nucleotides long. It is a transcript of the gene kpna5, whose product is annotated as karyopherin alpha 5 (importin alpha 6). Gene Ontology annotation, molecular function: nuclear import signal receptor activity; protein binding. The record is from RefSeq and is a predicted model, not a curated record. NCBI's taxonomy places the organism in Eukaryota, Metazoa, Chordata, Actinopteri, Acipenseriformes, Polyodontidae. Gene Ontology annotation, cellular component: cytoplasm; nucleus; nucleoplasm. The transcript has 14 exons. The coding region runs from base 132 to 1742 and encodes 536 amino acids. Gene Ontology annotation, biological process: NLS-bearing protein import into nucleus.
GGCGCCAUAUUGCGGUCAGCUGUGUUAUUGGGAGGCGCAGGCAGGGGUUGUGGCCAGAAAUAAAAGCUACGCAGUUACCUAACAACAACUACUACAGUGAAUGGGUAAAACCUUGACGUUGCAGGCGCAACAUGGCAAGCCCAAUAAAAGAUAACUCUAGAAUGAAGAGCUACAAAAACAGAGCGCUGAAUCCUCAGGAGAUGCGCAGACGAAGAGAAGAAGAAGGGAUUCAGCUUCGGAAACAAAAGCGAGAAGAGCAGUUGUUUAAGAGGAGAAAUGUCUCGCUGCCUUCUAAUGAAGAAUCCAUGUUAGAAUGCCCGGUACAGGAUCCCGACAUAAGCUCUACAGUUCCACGUGCAGCAGAAGGAGUAAUAACGCCCGAUAUGGUUCAGAUGAUUUUCUCCGAUGAUCCUGAUCAGCAGCUUGUGGCAACACAAAAGUUUAGAAAACUACUUUCCAAAGAACCUUAUCCACCUAUAGAUGAAGUAAUACUUACACCAGGAGUUGUAAACAGAUUUGUAGAGUUUCUCAAAAGAAGUGAGAAUUGCACACUGCAGUUUGAAGCAGCAUGGGCUUUAACGAAUAUAGCGUCAGGAACUUUCCUACAUACUAAAGUUGUUAUCGAAACUGGUGCAGUACCAAUUUUUAUAGAGUUGCUCAAUUCAGAAUAUGAAGAUGUACAGGAACAGGCAGUCUGGGCGCUGGGAAAUAUAGCUGGAGACAAUGCAGAGUGCAGAGACUAUGUGUUAAACUGUGUAAUACUUCCUUCACUCUUACAAUUACUAACAAAAUCAAGUCGACUUACAACAACAAGAAAUGCAGUUUGGGCUCUGUCUAACUUAUGCAGAGGGAAGAAUCCUCCACCAGAUUUUAGUAAGGUAUCUCCGUGUUUGAAUGUAUUGUCAAGGCUUCUCUUCAGCAGUGAUCCAGAUGUGUUGGCAGAUGCUUGCUGGGCCCUUUCAUAUCUCUCAGAUGGACCCAAUGACAAAAUUCAAGCAGUAAUUGACUCUGGUGUUUGUAGAAGACUAGUGGAGCUUUUGAUGAAUAGUGACUACAAGGUUGUUUCCCCUGCAUUGAGAGCGGUUGGAAACAUAGUAACAGGUGAUGACGUUCAAACUCAGGUAAUACUUAACUGCUCAGCAUUGCCCUGUCUCCUUCAUCUACUGAGUAGUCCUAAAGAAUCUAUAAGAAAGGAAACCUGUUGGACUGUUUCUAAUAUCACUGCAGGAAACAGAACUCAGAUCCAGGCUGUAAUAGAAUCAAACAUAUUCCCUGUACUAAUUGAGAUUCUACAGAAGGCUGAGUUUCGCACAAGAAAGGAAGCCGCAUGGGCCAUCACUAAUGCAACAUCAGGAGGAACACCUGAACAGAUCAGGUACUUGGUGUCCUUGAAUUCCAUCAAGCCUCUUUGUGACUUGCUGACAGUGAUGGACUCUAAAAUAGUUCAAGUUGCUUUGAACGGUCUGGAAAAUAUUUUAAGAUUGGGAGAGCAAGAAGCAAAACAGAAUGGUACAGGCAUCAACCCUUACUGCUCCUUUAUAGAAGAAGCAUAUGGUCUGGAUAAAAUUGAAUUUCUCCAAAGUCAUGAGAACCAAGAGAUCUAUCAGAAGGCAUUUGAUUUAAUAGAACACUAUUUUGGUGUGGAAGAAGAAGAUUCCAGCAUUGCCCCACAGGUUGAUGAGACCCAACAACAGUUCAUCUUUCAGCAACAGGAGGCACCAAUGGAGGGGUUUCAGCUGUAACUACAAACCCACAUAAUUUGAACAGCCUCCAGGCAAGAGUUCUCCAAGUUUAUUUUGUUAUCAUUAACAUUAUUAUUUAAAUGUUGUUCUUCUUCUCAUGGCCAAAGCCUGAAACUGUCCUAUUCUUUAGAGGGUUAAUGUAAGGCAGCUCCUGCACCUUUUAUUCCUUUUUUUUUUUUUUAAGGUUCAUUUAAAUGUUUGUGUAAACUAUUUUCUUGGAAAUUUAGAAAGCUGCACUUGAUUUAUAUAUUUAAUUUAAAUAAAUGGAAAUAUGUGCAUGGUUUGUAUAGUAUUUUAGACCAUGUCAUACUUUUAAUGUCUAUUUACCUUAUUUAUUCUGUUUAAAGAAUCUAUUAGAAAAAAAAAUCUUCUGUUUAUAUAUGGGUUGCUUUAUACUGUUACACAACAGUUCAUCUGAAAACAUUUUGUUGGCUGCAAAGUAUUUGUCAGUGAAUUUGAUUGCAGCACUGCUGGUCGUUACUUUAUAUUAAGGUAAAGGGCAGAACAGAAGAGAAGUACUGCUCUCCCAAGUAAUUUUCUGAUUUUAAAAUAUAUUCUGAAUUCAGAUUGAUUUAUACUGCUUUAAAGAACAUACCUGCGGAUUAAAUUUUUUUCCCCGCGAUAAUGAUGUAGAUUAUCAGCUUAUUACAUUGCUGUUAUGAAGCUCAUAUUUAUUUUUUUUUUUUUUUUUUUUUUUUUUUUUGUCAAAUCAAUGAAGCUGCAUCACAUUUUAAUAGAUUUCAAUUUUCUUUUGUAUUAUCUUUAUAAUUAUAAGUAGAUAUAAUUGAUUAAACAUGGCUUCCGUGGGUACUGUACUGCUUAUCAAUUAGGGCCAAAAAUGUAAAUCGUAUGACUGUUUUACAAAACUUCUCCGCUGUGAAUUAAUUAAUUCUUUGUAUAUUAUAUAUACAUCGAACCUUUGUAAAGGCUUGGUAAAUCUAAAUUGAUAUUGCAAUUGUCAUUCACAGGAUUUUGAUUAUUUUAAUAUAUUUUGUCUUUUAAAAAAAUUGGUUGUUAAAGAAAUGAUCAGAUUAUACAGUCAUGUAUAUCAGUUUUUUUUUUUUUUUUUUUUUGUAUACCAUACUGUGAAUGUUUCUAAGGAUUUUUUAUUUUGUUUCACAAUUAUUGUCCAUUGCAGUCAAAUCAACUGGAAUAUAAUGUGAGAUCUUUUGUAAUGGGAAGGAUGGGGCAGUUUUUGUUCACUGCUUUGUUAUGUUUACUAAACUUUAGUGUCUACUGUGCUGGCAUACCUCACUUUUUUAAGCAUUUAAUUCUCUACAUAAUGUAACAACUUUUCAAGAAAGCAACGAAGUGUUACAUUAGUGAUUCAUUAAUAUGAUACAAUUAUGCAUAUGGAAUAUGUAUUCCACUGUUUGGGGAUGUUUACUCAAUUCUGUACUAUCUAAUAAAGAAAAAAGUGAUCAACGUGGCCUAAUAAACAGUAUCAGAAAAGCA